Messenger RNA from Sphaeramia orbicularis (orbiculate cardinalfish), 2723 nucleotides. RefSeq names its product partitioning defective 3 homolog. The transcript has 18 exons. Gene Ontology annotation, biological process: cell adhesion; establishment of centrosome localization; intracellular protein localization. Gene Ontology annotation, cellular component: cell cortex; adherens junction; apical junction complex. The annotation marks the transcript as partial. Gene Ontology annotation, molecular function: protein binding; phosphatidylinositol binding. NCBI's taxonomy places the organism in Eukaryota, Metazoa, Chordata, Actinopteri, Kurtiformes, Apogonidae. The record is from RefSeq and is a predicted model, not a curated record.
AUGGCUAUAGCAGCAGAGCUCUCGAGACAGCAGGGUGCAGCUCCGGGGCGAAGGAGUGUCCUGGAUAUUCCAUAUGGCGACACGGGUCCUAUGACGAAGGCUGAUCCAUACUCGUUGGUCCAGUGGCAGGCUGGGGUCCGUUACUGUGUUGGGCAGUCUGGCUUCUUUUUCUGGGAGGACGAUGGCCAGAGAGAGGAGAAUGGGCGGAUCGAGCCGGUUGGGCCGGGCCGACUCGUGUAUGACCACACCCCCCGUCAGUCUCUAGAAGACAUAGUCAAACUGGUGGAGGUGUCAAACGACGGUGGCCCCCUGGGGAUCCACGUGGUGCCUUUCAGUGGGAGGGACCGCAGGACUCUGGGCUUGUUGGUCAAGCGUUUGGAGCGUGGAGGCAAAGCGGAGCAGCAGGGCCUGUUCCAGGAGAACGACUGCAUCGUCCGCAUCAACAACGGAGACCUGCGCAACAUCCGCUUUGAACAAGCCCAGAACAUGUUCCGUCAGGCCAUGCGUUCUCCCGUCAUCAUGUUCCACGUGGUUCCGUCGUCCAUGAAGGCCCACUACGAGCAGCUGUCCCACGCCGACAGGAACCCGGCGUACGCCUCGGGUCGCUUCAGCCCGGACUCCCUGAGCGGCAGCACCGUGUCCAGCGCCGUGGACCGCACCCCCCACAGGAUGUCCAGGCACGGCUCCCAAACGCACCCCCACCCGGACCAGAACGACGGGUACCCGCCCCUGACUCACCCGGCGGUGUCGGCGGCCAAGCCUCCCACAGGCCACGCCCUCUCCCCUCAGAAGGGGCUGAACUCCGCCCCAACGGCAGGUUAUACCAAAAAGGUGGGGAGGAGGCUCAACAUUCAGCUGAAGAAAGGUCCUGAAGGUCUGGGCUUCAGUAUCACGUCCAGAGACGUCCCCAUCGGAGGUUCAGCGCCAAUCUACGUCAAGAACAUCCUGCCCCGAGGAGCCGCCAUCCAAGAUGGCCGACUGAAGGCAGGAGACCGCCUCCUGGAGGUGAACAGUGUGGACCUGAAUGGGCGGACUCAAGAAGAGGUGGUGUCUUUGCUGAGGGCCACGCCCAUGGGCGGAGCUGUGGGUCUUCUGGUUCUACGACAGGAGGAGGCGUUCCUUCCACCAGAGAUGAAUGCUGAACCACAGGUGCACCCCCCCACAGACCUGUACCUGCCUUUGUUCACCCCCCAGUACCUGCCUUUGUUCACCCCCCAGUACUGCAGCGGGGUAUCUUCUCCAUCGGCUGUGUUCUCCCGUCGCAUCAGCUUCACCCGUCUGUGCCAAAAGGCCCUGGUGAACAGCCUGCUGCAGGCUGUGUGCAGCACACGGCAGGCUCUGGACUUCAGCAUCAGCAUGUUUUUGGUGUUAUCCCUGAGCACAACUCAAAGGCUGGUCAUCCGGAGCAGUGAACUGGGAGGAGCCUGUUAUCUCCACUGGCUGUCUCUGGACACUUUCUCCGUCUUCUACAGCGUUUGCCGCAAAGUCGGUUGUGUCGACAUGUCUUUUCACGCGCACUUUCUUUUCUCCCGUCAGGACGGACGUCUGCGAGUAAAUGACCAGCUGAUCGCCGUGAACGGGGAGUCGCUGUUGGGUAAAACCAAUCAGGACGCCAUGGAGACGCUCCGCAAGUCCAUGUCCGUGGAAGGAAACAAGCGUGGGAUGAUCCAGCUGAUUAUAGCCCGACGAGUGUCCAAGAGGACGGAGGACCCCCCCGGCAGCCCCAUGGCCCCCCCACAGGCCAUGAACACCUCUCUGGACGACCAUGAGCGGCGGAUCUCCCACUCCCUUUACGGGGGUCUAGAGGGCCUGGACGACAACCUGAUGCCACGACAAGGGAUGAUGCCCCGGACUCUGGGUAACUACCAGCUGUCCCCCACCGUCAACAUGCCUCAGGACGACACUGUGAUCAUCGAAGACGACCGCCCCCCGCUGCUGCUGCCGCCUCACCUGUCAGACCAGUCGUCCUCCAGUUCCCAUGACGACGUGGGCUUCACCAAUGACGUGACUCCACCUUGGGCUAAGGAGCCACCCAGUCUGACUGACAGCUCGGUGGGUCCAGAUCAGACUCAGUCAGACGGCGCUUUCCAACGCGAAGGCUUCGGACGCCAGAGCAUGUCUGAGAAACGCACCAAACAGUUUGGAGACGCCUCGCAGCUGGACAUCAUCAAGACGCGCAAGUCCAAGAGCAUGGAUCUAGUAGCCGAUGAGGUUAACCUCACCCCUCGUCCUGACACCAGCAGAGGAUCCUCCGCUAAAGACGUGGGACCGUCUCUAGGUUUAAAGAAGUCCAGUUCCUUGGAGAGCCUCCAGACGGCCGUCGCCGAAGUGACCCUGAACGGGGACCUCCCCUUCCACAGGCCACGCCCCCGCAUCAUCAGAGGGCGGGGCUGCAACGAGAGCUUCCGGGCGGCCAUCGAUAAAUCGUACGACCGACCGUCCGCCACCGAGGAGGAGGACGAAGGCAUGGAGACACUGGAGGAGGACACUGAGGAGAGUUCGCGGUCGGGCAGAGACUCGGUGUCCACGGUGGCGGACAUGACCCCCCUGUCCGGGACAGACAAACCCCUGGUCAACGGCACUAAUCGCACCAAAGAGGACAAGAAGAAGGACAAGGACAAGGGAGGGAAAGAGAAGAAGAAGCAGGACGGAGCCAAAGACAAGGACAAGGACAAAGGGAAGGCCAAGAAGGGGAUGUUAAAGGGACUCGGAGACAUGUUCAG